Molecule: messenger RNA, 5232 nt
Organism: Papilio machaon (common yellow swallowtail)
Lineage: Eukaryota; Metazoa; Arthropoda; Insecta; Lepidoptera; Papilionidae
Product: probable multidrug resistance-associated protein lethal(2)03659
Exons: 31
Coding region: 276-4658 (1460 amino acids)
Biological process (GO): transmembrane transport
Cellular component (GO): membrane
Molecular function (GO): ATP hydrolysis activity; ATP binding; ABC-type transporter activity
Source: RefSeq, a predicted model, not a curated record
AUGAAUGUGCGGGUGAUUUCAAAUGAUCUUUAUUAAUAAAUAUAGCAGUAUUAAAUACAAUAUUCCAUAAAUAAUCGUUUCCAAUCGUUGUAAAGUUUUGUGUUGUGAUAAUAUUGUGAUAUUCUGAUCAGCUGAUUUGAUCGUUCGUUUAAAAUAAAAUUGAUGUCGAUUGAAAUGUCAGGGGGUUAGUAAGAAAUAAACAAACACACGAAUCAUAUUUGAAUUUGAGAUAACGAACUGCGCACAAUAACCGUACUUAAUUAUAAGCUAUCACAAUGGACCCCGGAUAUUUUGAUAUAGAGAGGAAGCAGAACCCGAGGGAAACUGCCAACGUCUUCUCUAAACUAUGUUACUGGUAUACUCGACCUGUAUUUGAAAAGGGUCGUAAAGGACAACUAAGCAUAUCAGACCUAUACAGAUGUACACCAGGGCACAGAGCAGCGCCGCGAGGCGAUGUUAUGGCGGAGCAAUGGAAACACGAAAAACAAAAACAAGAUAAAGAUAAAAAGCCGUCAUUGUUAAGAACUAUAAUGAAAAUAUACGGCACAAAGUUCAUCAUAGGAAAUUUAAUAUUUGCAUUUAUAGAUGCCAGUAUUAGGUUAUCAAUACCAAUGUGUCUAGAGGGGCUCAUCAAUUACUUCUCACCGUCGCACGCGGGUGUUACAACCAACGAGGCAUAUCUGUACGCCCUAGGUGUUGUUGGGUUCAUGGCGAUCAGCGCCAGCAUGAUUCAUCCCAUGCUGUUGUGGCUGCUCACCAUGAGCAUGAAGAUUAGGGUCGCCUGCUGCUCCCUCAUAUAUAGAAAGCUAUUACGAUUAGAUUUGACGACCGGUGGCAAAGCUUCCGAAGGUCUAGCGGGUCACGUGGUGAAUUUGCUGACGACUGACGCGCAGCGCUUCGACAUGGCCAGCCUGUUCAUGGUGGAUCUGGUGCGCACACCCAUCGAGAGCGUCCUCAUCAUCUAUCUCAUGUACCGCCAGAUCGGAGUCGCCACGCUCAUUGGAGUUUCCUUCCUCUUGCUGUUUAUACCACUACAAGGUUACCUAGGCAAGAUCUCGAGCAAGCUGCGGCGGCAGACGGCCGUGCGGACGGACAACCGCAUCCGGCUGAUGAACGAGGUGAUACAGAGCAUCGAGGCCAUCAAGAUGUACGCCUGGGAGAACGCCUUCGUCAGGAUCAUAGGCCAGGCGAGGAAAAAAGAGAUGAAUGUUAUAAAGAAGAUGUCCUGGUUGCGCGCCGUGAUGAUAUCCUGCGUCAAGCUGAACACGAAAGUCGCUAUUUUUCUCAGUAUCAUCUCCUUCCUCUCCUUCCAAAACGAGCUGACCGCCUCCAAGGUUUUCGUCAUCUUCUCCUAUUACGACAUCCUCAAGUAUACUCUGGUCGACUUCCUGCCACUGGCUAUAACCUUCACUCUGGAGGCGUACGUCAGCGUAAAGAGGAUGCAGGAAUUCCUACUGCUGCCAGAAGUUGACAAUCAGGAUAAUGUUGAUCUGAUUAAUAUAGAAGAAAGUAAGACUCCUGCUCUUAGUAAUGGAGUUUUUGAGAAGAUUGGGAAUGGGGGGCAAACGUACAUAAAGUCGGAGUCGAACCUGGAGCGUCUGAAGCCGAACGUUCUGGUGAGCUUCAAGGAGUACACGGCGCACUGGAGGAAGGUGGAUGAUGAGGUGGCGGAUAGCAAGGUCCUCGCCCUCGCAGAUAUCAAUUUAGACAUAAAGCCGGAGAGCCUGACGACGGUGGUGGGGGUGGUGGGCGCGGGCAAGUCGACACUGCUGCAGGCCAUGCUGCACGAGCUGGUGCCCAGCGCCGGCACCCUGCACGUGCGCGCCAACGUCGCCUACGCCGCACAGGAGCCCUGGCUCUUCGAUGCAUCCGUUCGACAGAACAUUCUGUUUGGGCAAGAGCUGGACCUGCGGCGCUAUAAGCAGGUGAUCAAGUGCUGCCAGCUGAAGAGCGACCUGGACAUCCUGCCGCAUGGGGACAAGACCGUCGUCGGUGAGAGAGGUUCUACCCUGUCAGGUGGUCAGAGGGCGCGCGUGUCGCUGGCGCGCUGCGUCUACCAGCAGGCUGAUCUCUAUCUACUGGACGAUCCUCUAGCGGCUGUUGACGCAAAGGUGGCGCAGGCUAUCUACGAGGAGUGCGUGCGCGGGUUCCUGCGGGAUCGUGCGGUGGUGCUGGUGACACACCACGUGCAGUACGCACGACACGCGGACAACGUGUGUGUCAUGCGUGAUGCCAGGAUAGUCGCACAAGGGACCUACCAAGAGCUGAAAUCUGGUGUAGCAGAGUUUGAGAAGCUGAAAGAGAUGGGGGAGCGGGUCGAAGAACAGAAACAGAAACAGAAAGCAGGUUACGAGAAGCACGAUAGCAUUGACAACAUCCAUAAGCUACGCUCCCAGAGGUCUAUGUCUGAGGCGUCUCAACUCUCCUUCAACAUGGACCUCGAUAACAACAUUGACCCCAAGUAUGAAGGUGAGAGCCAGAACAAAGGGUCAGUAUCCAGCAGCGUGUACCUGGCGUACAUCAAGAGCGGCGGCAGCGUCGCCUCCAUGCUGCUGCUGUUCGCUCUCUUCCUGCUGGCUCAGGUCUUCUACUCCUCCUGCGACGUCUGGCUCAAAGAGUGGGUAAAUUUGGAAGAAAAGAACAGUGCGUAUAACUCCGUGAGAAUGAAUUAUACGAACGUCUCCUCCGCUGUACCACCUCCAGAGUUCCAAGAUAUACCGGGCAACUACUUCCACCUGACUCGCAACGAGUGUGUGUACAUCUACGCCAGCCUGAUCGCCAUCUGCAUCUUCUUCACCGGCAACAAGCUCAUCGUCUUCUACAACACCUGCAUAAAGGCCUCCAUCUCGCUACACGACAAUAUGUUCAGAGGAGUGACGAACGCCCCGAUGUGGUUCUUCUACCACAACCCCUCGGGUCGCAUCUUGAACCGCUUCUCCAAGGACAUGGGGCAGGUGGACACCCUGCUGCCCGUCGCACUGGUCGACUGUCUCGGGUUCUUCUUAGAAGUGGUGUCGAUCCUGGUGGUGGUGUGCCUGGUGAACUGGUGGCUGCUGCUGCCGACCGCGGUGGUGGCCUUCCUCCUGCACCUGCUGAGGAACCUCUUCCUUAACACCAGUCGAGAGCUUAAGAGGAUAGAGGCAAUAGCUCGCAGCCAGAGCCUAAACCAGGCGGCGGCGACUGUGUCGGGGCUGACGACGAUCAGGUCGUGCGGGUCACGGCAGAGGAUGCUGGCGCGAGAGUUCGACAAGCUGCAGGACCUGCACAGCUGCGCCUGGACCCUCGUGCUCAACACCAACCGCGCCUUCGGCUUCUGGAUGGACAUGGUCUGCUGUCUCUACCUCGCCUUCGUCACCUUCAGUUUCUUCCUGUUCGUUGGCAACGACACGAUGGGCGGCAACGUGGGGCUGGCCAUCACGCAGGUGAUAGGUCUGGUGGGCAUGUGUCAGUACGGCAUGAGGCAGACCGCAGAGGUCGAGAACCAGAUGACGUCGGUGGAAAGAAUAUUGGAAUACACAAAUUUGCCGGCGGAACAUCCCGUAGAUGUCGAUGAAAAGUUAUUGAAGGCCGAAAAUCCUGAUCUAGAUUUUGAUAAAUGGCCCAGCAAAGGCGAAAUAGUGUUCGACGACGUGUCCGUGGAGUAUGAAAAACCACCGAAAAAGGAGAAGGAGGGCUCGGCGGUCGGAUGCGAGAAAGCGGAGGAGCCCUCGUACGCCGUGCGCGGCGUGAGCUUGGUGGUGCGCGCGGGCGAGAAGGUGGCGGUGGUGGGGCGCACGGGCGCCGGCAAGAGCUCGCUGGUGGCGGCGCUGUUCCGGCUGGCGCGGGUGUCGGGGCGCGUGACGGUGGACGGCGUGCGCGCGGAGGCGUGCGGGCUGCGCGCGUGGCGGUCGCGGCUGUGCGCGCUGCCGCAGCGGGCCGCGCUGUUCGCCGCCACGCUGCGCGACAACCUCGACCCCGAGCGGCGCUACGGCGACGCGCAGCUGUGGGCGGCGCUGGAGCGCGUGCGGCUGCGCGCGGCGGCCGCGGGCCUGCCGGGCGGGCUGGCGGCGCGCGUGGGCGACGCGGGCGGCACGCUCUCGGCCGGCCAGCGCCAGCUGCUGUGUCUGGCGCGCGCCGCGCUCGCCGGCCGCGCCGUGCUCGUGCUGGACGAGGCCACGGCCAACGUGGACACCGAGACGGACGAGCACAUCCAGGCGACGCUGCGCACGACGUUCGCGCAGGCCACGGUGCUCACCAUCGCGCACCGCCUCAACACCGUCAUGGACUACGACCGCGUCAUCGUCAUGGACAAAGGGCGCGUGGUGGAGUCGGGACACCCGUUCGAGCUGCUGACGAGCGCGGCGGGCAGGCCCGACCUGCCGCCCAGGAGAACGUUGCUAACUAAGAGCCAAGCGCCGCUGGCGAUACCCGAGAACUUCCCGUUCGAGGCGGAGCGGCCCGCGGAGAGCGACCUCAACGAGACCUUCGUGCUCUCCCGCGACAGGAUCAGGACAUACUCCAAUAGUUCUAUUGUGGCCUGCAGGUCCGAGGCUAACGAGCAGGAGGGCGGCUUCUUCAAAUCUCUGGUGGAGCAGACCGGCCCCGAGACGUCCGCCAUGUUACAUCGCAUGGCCGAGGAGAGCUAUAAAAAAUUACAAGAAAAAAAGAAGAUGGCCUAAACAUAAAAAAAAAAUCUAUUGAAAUACACCAAGUGCCUUUUAAAAGGUUCCUUUGAGCGAAUAUACAAUUUUUUAAUAUACUGUGGGAUAUAAGGCUGGACCUUAAUACUAUAUACUAUAUAUACAUAUAUAUCAUACAGGAGUGUCCUAUAUUUGUACACGUUAUUUUGGGACACCAUGUAUAUCAAUUUAAAUUAUUAUAACUUGCCUUGUGUUAAGACUUAGACAUUGUCACAUUGAAUGCGAAGCUAAGGCUAAGCUAUACUACAUUUUAAAUCUGUUAUUUACACUUUUUUGUAUAUCGCAGCAAACAGACGUGAAAAACUAACCUAAUUUCAUGUUGAAUUUUGAGUAAAUAUAAAAUUUAAAUAGUUAUAUUUAAUUACAACAUGUCAAUUUAAAGAAUACAAAGGAUGAUUACAAAGUUGUGAUAUUUUGCUUCUUUGUAAAAUUGAGAAAUUGUAACAACGGGCUUUCAUUGUACCAAAGCGUAUUUUUGUAUUUUUUUUAAUAAAGGGGAAGUUUGAAAAUAUGUUUUUGUGUAAGAGGAUACUGUAAUGAUGUUAGAAAGGUG